This is a messenger RNA of Paramuricea clavata, 357 nucleotides long. The record is from the annotation of a GenBank genome assembly. NCBI's taxonomy places the organism in Eukaryota, Metazoa, Cnidaria, Anthozoa, Malacalcyonacea, Plexauridae.
AUGGACGAAAGUACCAAGAAAGUUAUUGAAUUUAGUGUUGUUCAAGUGACUGAAGCAACCUCUCGUCAAACGCAAUGGAGUAUGAAGGAUGCAAAAGAACAUCAAAUUCUCUUAUUAAGAACUGAUAGGCAUACCACAAUUACAGCUAAGAUGAAGAGUGUCUACCCCAACAUCAAACACCAAUAUGUCUGGCAUUUGUCAAAAUGGGUAACAAAGAAAUUAUUCAAGAAGGCACAAAAAAAGUCAUUUGAUUAUUUGAAGAGCAAGGCAAUAUCCAAUAAUUUAUGGUGGUGUGCUGCAACCUGUGGUGCUCCUCAAUUUAUCGAUCAGAUUAUGUUGUACCUUUCCAUACAAUAA